Messenger RNA from Strongylocentrotus purpuratus (purple sea urchin), 4494 nucleotides. Its product is annotated as ryanodine receptor 3-like. Gene Ontology annotation, molecular function: ryanodine-sensitive calcium-release channel activity. Gene Ontology annotation, biological process: calcium ion transport; transmembrane transport. Gene Ontology annotation, cellular component: calcium channel complex; Z disc; smooth endoplasmic reticulum. The record is from RefSeq and is a predicted model, not a curated record. NCBI's taxonomy places the organism in Eukaryota, Metazoa, Echinodermata, Echinoidea, Camarodonta, Strongylocentrotidae.
CAUCUCUAUGCUGAUUGCAUACUGUGCACUCAAGGUUCCGCUGUGCCUGUUCAAAAGAGAGAAAGAGAUUGCUCGUAAGCUGGAGUUUGAUGGGCAGUGGAUAACUGAACAGCCGACACGAGACGACAUCAAAGGCCAGUGGGACUCCCUUGCCAUCAGUACUGUCUCAUUUCCUGUGUACUACUGGGACAAGUUUGUCAAAAAGAAGGUUCUGAAGAAGUAUGAAGAUGCAGUGGGUGAGGACAAACUAUGUGCUAUGCUAGGGAUGGAGAUUGGUGAGAACCCUAUGGCAGGCAACCCUACCGAGAACCCUAAUCAGGGUCUCUUCAGCUCAAUGCUAACGUCGCUAGAUUGGAAGUAUCACAUCUGGAAGUGUGGCGUGAUUGGAACUGAUAACUCUUUCUUGUACAUUGCUUGGUACCUUCUCUUCUCUCUGCUGGGCCAUAUCAACCCCUUCUUCUUUGCGGCUCAUCUUCUUGACAUUGCCAUGGGCUUCAAGACCCUGAGGACUGUACUUCAGUCUGUAACACACAAUGGCAAACAGUUGGUGCUGACCUUAAUGAUGACCUGCGUGAUCAUCUACCUGUACACAGUGCUUGCCUUCAACUUCUUCAGGAAGUUCUACACCAAAGACGACGAGGGAGAGAUCGAAUACAAAUGCCACAAUAUGAUGUCUUGUUUUGUCUUCCAUCUUCAUUCUGGACUGAGAGCCGGUGGCGGCAUCGCUGAUGAGAUCGAAGCACCAGACGGUGAUGUCUACGAGUACUAUCGAAUCAUCUUUGACAUCACGUUCUUCUUCUUUGUUAUUGUCAUUCUUCUUGCCAUUAUUCAGGGUUUGAUCAUCGAUGCAUUCGGUGAAUUGAGAGACCAGCUAGAGCAAGUCAGAGAAGAUAUGGAGACUAAGUGUUUCAUAUGUAGCAUUGGCAGGGAGUAUUUUGACAAGCUUCCUCAUGGGUUUGAGCUACACACCUCGAAGGAGCACGACCUCUCCAAUUACAUGUUCUUCCUAAUGUACCUCAUCAACAAGCCAGAGACAGAACACACAGGACAGGAGUCCUAUGUAUGGCAGCUGUAUCAGCAGAGAGCUGGGAUUUCUUCCCCGUUGGCGACUGCUUCCGCAAGCAGUACGAUGACGAGCAAGCAUGACGAGGAGGAGGGGAUCAAUGACCUAGGUACCGUCAUGGUUACAUCAUAACCUGAAGAGGUCAAAGGUUGUUAAGGUCGCACCUCACACAGAGCCGCAGGAGAAGAAUGACCAUGCCAACCGACAGAACACUAGAUAGCGUAACAUGUUUGAAUGCAUAACUCAUUUGAAGUUGGGGGUAUAUUGGUGCUAAGUGUAGAGAAAACCGACAAUGAAAGGAAAAUCUCCCAGACAGGUUGACUGUAAUUUGAUUCCACAAUUGCAGAAUGGUGGAUGUUCUCCCCCAUCUUGUUAUGCUGGCCUAGCUAGGACAUGUACUAAACUCUAUGCAGAAUAAAGAGGAGGCCUUCCCCGGCCAGUAUCUUGUCACGUACGACUGUUUGCAGAGGAAACCCCUAAAGAAUGUGAUUAUUGAUACCCUCGAUUAUUUUUUAACAAGAAAAAUAUAAAAAUUUGUGCUACUUUACACUUGCUUCCUUCCGUCUUAGUAGUGCGGUAGAGGACACGAAAGAUCUUCUACUCAUUGUAGAAAUUGUCCAGAGAUCCAAGUGCCCUCUGCUAUCUAUCAAGAUGAUAUAUGAAAAAGAAAGAAAUUGUAUUCAAUAAACAUAAAGUAAGAGUUACAUUAUGAUAGACUCUUCUUUAAAAUCAUGAUUUAUCAAUCAAUGAUGGUAUGAUCUGAACUGCUCAUUUCUCCUCCUGCUAAAUGGCAUUAAAAUUGACAUAGGGUCACUUACUGUGGUUUUGUAAAUAGCCAUUUGGACUUCCUUGUCACACUUUUUUUUUGAUCAGGAGGUGAAAUAUCUUAUUAGAUAAUGAACUUUUUAUGUAGACUUGUGAUGAUUUAUGUUUCUUUGCUUUCUGUUUUGGGGCACAAUUUUUGUUUUUAAACUGCUCCUAUGUUUUUGUUCUUCAUUUGGUUAGCCCAUAUCGUGUAUUAAAAGUGGUCUGAGACUGUCGAUAAAGCUUGAAAAUAUUGAUCAUGAUAUUGAUGAGUCUACAAGAGAGAGAAAAGAGAGAAAAUAUGAAAUAAAGUUCUAAAAAAAUAAAUAAUAGUAAUGAAUAAAUAAAAAGAUAAAUAAAUAUACCGGUACUAGAAAAUAUUUUGAGCAUAAUCUACACAAUGUAUUACAUUGUGUUUUGUUUCCAAAGGCAAUUUAAGUUUAUGAAAGGUAGAAACCAGGACCCUGUUUCAUUGUUGUUGUUUUGUUAAUCAAUUACAAACUGCCACAGAUUUCUGACAAAUCUGCUCAUAGCCAAUCAAAUGUGAGGAUUUCAGUGGCUUAUAACAAUUAUCAUAUCUUGUUAUAGAUUAAAUUAUUAUUAAACAGGGCCCCGCAGCAAUGAACAAGGUGCUCAAAAGUUCGUACUGAUCAUCAACAGUGUAUCUGUGCUUUAAAGGGGACCAUUCACCAUGACUAAUUUGCUCUGGGAGUUUGCAGUUCCAUGUUUAGAACAGUUAAUCAAAAAUACAAACUUGGACUUUCACCUUGGUAUGGGGCUAUGACAAGGAUGAAUAUGCUCUGAAUAGAGCUAAAAGUAAAUGUGAGCAGAUUAGUCGACAAGAUGAAUCUGAGGUAACUUUUGCGCGGGCCUCGAUUUGAAAUCACUCGCCUGUUUGAGCUCUCCAAUCAUAUAUGUUACGAGUGACAUCUCUUUUAAUGAUAUUUCUCUUUUAUCGCGAUGGUCCCCUAUGUAUAAGGUUUAACCUUUGUGGUGCCAAGUUCACAUUGGGUGCCAAAAAGGGAACUAAAAUUGUCUUGCAUAUGCUAGUUCAACCAAUAUAGUUUGAAGAAAUAUUGCAUACUUGAGAUUAAAACCAGUGACUUUCAUUUUAUGAAAUACAUUUGGCUAUUAACGUGUGUACAUAAGAAUUCUGAAGUGUUCUUAUUAGGUUUGGGUUGAUCACCAUGUGGUAAACAGAUCUGAUUUUAGGAACUAAUGUCAGUUUACCAUCUCUUUAGCUGUGGGGGUAUAGGUAGAAAACUUAUUUAUUAUUCAACAGUUUUAUGAUCAUUUUCAAAUCAUGGAUUGUGCCAAUUAUUUUUGUCAUGUGUGUGAUUACGGUCUGAUUUUUCAUAUUUAUUGAAAGAAACUUGCACUCCUCCGCAUAUCAUAAGAACAACCAAGACCCAUUGAAGAAAUGUAAGUGUAUGUUUACUUGCAGAGACAAAGCAAGUAUGUGCUGUAUAUUUCAUGUAUUUUAUUGAAAUGUAAGUUUAACAGUAACUCCAAAUCAAGUGAAAAUGCAAUAAUUAUCAUCUAGAGGAAUGUUUUAUAAAUAAAAACAUGUUUGAAUAGGAUUCAAGGCUAUCUAAAGAGGAUAUCCAAUCCUACCUCUAUUUCUUAUUUUCUUCUUUUUUGUUGUUGUUGAUAUUGUGCAGAAUGAUGUAUAUUGCACAAAUCUACCAUUUAGCUAUUUACAUGUAUGUUAUUACUUUUCUUUUGUUUGAAUGAAUUUGCCUUUCUCUUUGCUACAUAACAUUUAAGCUUUAGCUUUUAUAGUAGAACACACAGACCUAUGUGUUUAUCGUACUCAGUUUUGACACAGAAACUGAAUUCAGGUUCUUAGCCCAAAGUAUUUGUAACUUUCUAUCUUGGAGUGGAAUUUACAAACUAUUUACAAACCACUGUACUUAUAAAGUUUAGCAAUAUUUCACAACUCCAUAUAAUUGAUGAGUCAUAACAAAGAUUAAUUUGUAUUUUUGUUUGUUUUUAUGUGCAAUGUAUUUUAGACAGAUUGUAGAGAGUUUUUACUUUGCAGUUCCUCAAUAAAUGUGUGAUGGAGCCUAUCCAUGAAGAGUGUGACAUUUUGCUUGAAUGAAAUAGUUUUCUUAGAUCAAAUAGUGUACUGGAAACGUCAAGGUUGUCAUUUGGGGCACAAUUUGAGGAAUUGAUGUAACUGAUUGCGACGUAUUGAAUGAGCAAUUAGUGUUAUAUACUGGCCUUUAUAAAAAGUAAUUAACAAAUUUACUAUCAUGAUUUUUCAGUUAUGAUAACAGAGAGAUUUUAAUCUACCGGUAUUACAAAUUGAAUAUGUUUUGAAGAUAUGAGAAAUUUAUUAAAUUAUUUAUUUCUAUUGGCAAAAAGCCUACUUACGUAUAUCAUUACAUUGAUCAUUUAUAGUGAUUGGAUACUGGUUUACUUCUGGGUUUUGUAUUGUCUCUAAUUAAUGUACCGGUAUUUGAUGUGUCAGAGUUUGAAGGUAUGAUGAAUUUUUCCUGGUUUUGCAUUAAGUAAUGGUUUUCAGACUUGUCUCCGUUUUUGUCUUCUUUUCUAUUUAUUGUGACUUUUUGAACUUUCUUGCUUCUUGAUAUUCAAUCAAACUAUUAAAUUAAUUUGUCACAAAA